AACAACUUCCGGUUUUUACCAAAAAUGGAGGAUGAGUUAUUCUGUGAUACAAAUCGUGGAACAAUGUACAUAAGUGUUGUAAAGUGCUCAUCAACAUGCCCAUAACUUACUUAUACGUUGUAUAGCUUGUCCUUUUAAAUUUCUGAAGCAACAACAUAUAAUAUCUCAAUGUGAUAUCGUAGGGUACAUUUCUAGCAAUGUCCGUUGAGAGAGAAUGGAUGAGCAAUCGUUGAAUGAGCUUCUUGAGUGUUCUGUGUGUCUUGAUCGGUUAGACCACACGAGCAAAGUCCUUCCUUGCCAACACACUUUUUGUAGACGUUGUUUGGACGAAAUAUACGGCACCAAACGUGAACUCCGUUGUCCUGAAUGCAGAACUCUUGUAGAAAUACCAGUGGAAGAGUUGCCAUCAAACAUUUUGCUCAUAAGGCUCUUAGAAGGAUUGAAAACUAAAAAUUCAGAGCGUACUAGAUCACCCGCAAGACACGGCGAGCAUGGUUUCAAUGAAAGCCUUUUUUCAAAACAGAGUUCCACCUUAAACCCUCCAUCUGCCAGAGCUUUGUUCAAUUAUGAUGCUUCGGAGCAAAGUGACCUGACAUUCAAAAAAGGAGACUUAAUAUUACUUAAAAGGCAGGUGGAUGAGAAUUGGUAUCAAGGGGAGUUAAACAGCCGACAAGGCUUCUUCCCUGCAUCUUAUGUCCAGGUGCUGGUUCCUUUACCUGUUACCAUACCACAGUGCAGGGGCUUGUAUGACUUUGAUGUGGAGGAUGAAAAUGAUAAGAAGGAUUGCUUGUGUUUUAAAAAGGAUGAAAUAUUAACUGUGAUAAAAAGAGUAGACAGCAACUGGAUUGAAGGAAAAAAGGGAGAGAAAAUUGGAAUCUUUCCCAUUUCUUUUGUAGAGUUGAAUGAUGCUGCAAAAACUUUGAUCAACUCUAAAGCUUCUACAAACAGUUUAGGGGGUGGUGACCAAGCGUCACUCUCUCAUGCCCAGUUUCUAAGCCCCGCCUCUCUUGCGGGUCAGCUCCCUCAACAGAAGCGGCAUUCGUUUACUGCAAUGCAGGAAACAGCUACUCAUGUUAAUCAACAUAACCGCAGAUCUCUAGAAUUGAGCAGCAAAGGGAAUUUAGUGAUCCCCCCAUCAUCUGCAGUGAGACAAUCGAGAUCACCACCCCCAGUCCCAAGAACAGGCUCAGACAGGCCGCGCAAUUCCACUGACCAUGCAAGCGGGAGUAGCAGAGACACAGCACCAACACCCAGUAGCAGUAGAGGAGCAACUUCUCUGCAAGACAAUCCUGGUCCAGGAAACUCUAAAACAAAAAUAUUUGUAGCUCUGUAUAACUACAAACCACAGAAAGAGGAUGAAGUGGAACUAAAGAAGGGAGACUACUACAGUGUGGCAGAGGCGUGUCAGGACGGAUGGCUCAAAGGCCGAUGUCUCAAGACUGGCAAAUGCGGAGUAUUCCCUGGAAAUUACGUACAGCCAGUCAGAUCUCCCUCUGCAGGAAAUGUUCCUAACAGUGUCCAAAAUGUCCGUGCCAAAUCAGCAUCAUCCACCUCAGCAUCUUCAUCUUCAAAAUCUUCUUCUAGACAGGAAAAAUCAGCUUCAUCCAGACAAGAAUCCGUAGGCUCUGUAAGACCAGAUAACAAUGUCCAUACAAAACAGCAUGCUCAUACUUCUCGUCUUGAAGGAUUCCCAUCAUCCAAACAAGAGUUGUCUACUGCCUUCAAAUCUGUGCCAUCCUCCUCAUCAUCCAGUGUAUCACCAGGAUCACAAGCAUCUUCAGUCCAGUCUUCCUCCUCUCAUAGAUCCCAUCUUCCUCCUUCCUCUAUUGCUUCACAAGGGGCAGAAUCAAAUUCAGAUAGAAGCUUGAUUACCCCAAAAUCAUCCUCACCCCAUGCUUCAGAGCAUCUUCCUUCAACACAGUCGGGAAAUGUUCAUAAACCCAUCCAUGUAAAAGGAUCAAAAGCCAGUCCUCUGAGGAGUUCUUCCUCUGAAAUGCAGACUUUGUCAUCUAAUACUGUCGUAGGACCUCCUAAUUCAGUGAUAGGUAAAUCCGGGCCAGUUAUGGGAGCUGUCAGUGCUCCCGUGUCAGUGGUCCCCAAUGCACAAUUACCAGACGCAGUGGGAGCCUCUGGAGAAUCCUCACAACCAAACAAGAAAGAGAAAAGGGAAAAAGAAAAGAUGAGUCUUGUGAAACGAUUGACAUCUGGGAAGAUCAAGAAAUCUAAGUCUUCUCCAGAUAAUGAAGGGGCUGAUAAGAUAUCACACACAAGGUCAGGAUCCUACCCUUCAGAAGUGGUGAAUUCAGUUGAGGGUCAGCAUGUAAAGACAGGGUCAUUUGAUUCUUCUAUGUAUCCAUCCCAUGGAUCAAAGCACAGUAAACACAAAGUACCUCACAGAGAAAAAUACAGGUGUAAAGAGCCAUACCCUGCUCAACAUGUGAUCGAACUUGACCUGAGUGUAGGAGACAUUGUGUAUGUGACCAGAAAGCGAGAGGAUGGCUGGUUCAAGGGCACGCUGCAGAGGAGUGGAAAGACGGGUCUAUUUCCAGGAAGCUUUGUGGAAAAAUUAGAUUGAGUGGUUCAUUGGAAGAUUUUGAGUGGUUCAGAGGAGGAUUGAGUGGUUCAAUAAAGGCUUGAGUGGUUCAUUGGAGGAUUAAGUGGUUCUUAGGAGGAUUUAGUGGUUCAUUGGGGGAUUGAGUGGUUCAUUAAAGUAUUUGGAGUGGUUCAUUAGAGGAGUUUGACAGAUGAUAACAAGACUUAGUCUUAAUGUAUUCCAGAAACUUUGACUUAACAUGGAGCAAUAGAGAAGACUAACUAACAAGAGAUUACUGUGAUAGAUGUCUUUAUUCAGUUCUUCGACCAUUGAUAAAAAUAUUCAUCUUAGGUUGACAGGAGGUUCAUAAAUUAUUGUAGGGAAACUUAAGGAGAUUUAUUUGUUACAAAUACAUGAAGUAAAUUUAGCCAUUUACCCAUGUACAUGUAAAUACAUGUGCAUUGACAAUAGAUUACAUAAAAUGAUAUCUUAUUUCAAUACAUGUAUAUACGUUGUUUAUACGAUAUUUGAAAUGAAAACAAAACUAGGAUUUUAAUCAUUACAUUUUACAUACCUUUACAAAUUUACAAACAUUCUUUCUUUUCUUGGUUUAUCAAUGAAAAAAAGAGACAUAUUCUGACAAUUUGUGAUAUUUUGAAAAUUUAUACUGACUUUGAUUUAUACAUUUUCUGAGAAUAAAAUCUGUAAGACUUCCAUGACAUUCAUCUCUGCAAGUUCAGAAAUGGCCAGAAAUGUUUGUAGUGGGAAGCAUUGUCAAAUGCAAGUUUAAUUUUUUUUUUUUCAUUUCAAGUCAGGUAAACCCAUUGUUGUCAUUAUUCUAUCGUUAAUGAUGCUAUUUUAUAUAUACAUUAGAGUCUUUUUUUUUCCUUGGUUGUGACUGCCAAUUUUUUGUGCAUUUUAACUUGGGGAUAUUAUGAUGCAAUAUAUGAUUUUUUUUUUUCAUUUUUCAUGGAUAAAAAUAUUUUUAUCAUUAGUUCAUUUUCAAAACCUUUAAUGAUUUCUCGGUUCUUGUUACAUUUAAGUGUACAUGUAUAAAUGGACAUGUUAUGAAAAUGACAACUAAUUUGCAUUUAAUGUUUAACAGUUGAUUAACACUGGGCAUUUGGAAACUUCACAAGCACAUUCAAGUGUUCAAAUUAUUCUUUGUGAGACCCUUCUUGUACCAUAAAUUCACACAAAAUAGGUUUAUGUUGUAUGUUUAGGAUUCUUUUUGUUUACUUAAUACAAGAAUGUCAAUUUAAACGUGGCAUGAAUAUUUCACAGCAUAAAUGUCUUUAUGAAUGGAAAGUCAUCUGUUGACUGGAAGUGACAUGUAUUUUUCAGUCCUAAUGUAUUGUACUAAUUAAGUAAUUAAACACCGUUAAUAUUUAAAACACAGCCACGACACACACCUUGCUCAUAUGACAGAAGUCUUAUUGCCUUUAAGACCAUAAUUGAGUAACUAUAUGACUGUAGCACAAAUACAGUGCUAUUUUGACCAAAUUCACCUGCUUUUAUACUUUAGAAAGAGGUUGGAGAACCUCUGAACAAAUUUUGUAAGCUUGUUGUGUGCUUAACUGAUUGAGUUUGAAUUGGAAAAUUUAUGCAUGCUACAUUACUUUAUUCAUUAGGUGUUUAGUCUAGCCUUGAAAUCCAAAACACAAAUUACUUGUGUAUGUAUUUUGUUUUUAAUUCUUGUUGUAUAGUAAAUGGAGGUAUCAAGAUAUACUCAAAUCAGUGAUAUUUUUUUUAUGAAUAUAUAGUUGUGAUUGUUGACAUUUGUUUACUACAUUUUCAUUGCUAGUGCUGUGAGGUAUUUAUAGAAAGACGAUUUUACCAGAGCUUGAGUUUACUGUACAAUUGUUCUCCAAGACACAUUUUUAAUAAUACAUGUAGUGGAUGUCUAUGCAUUUUUAUUUUAAAAUGAUUAUCAUGUUUAUUUUCUAUGCAUUGUUUUGUGUAAAACAAGAGAUGAACAUUCCAGCAGAAUCACAGCAUACUGCUUUGGUAUGCCCUCUUUUCCCAUCCAGAAAUGACAAAUGUCACAAAGAGAUUCAAUAAAAUGGUUUGAAUUUCAAUUGA
Magallana angulata is the source of this 4615-nucleotide messenger RNA. RefSeq names its product E3 ubiquitin-protein ligase SH3RF3-like. The record is from RefSeq and is a predicted model, not a curated record. Bases 215 to 2575 code for a protein of 786 amino acids. The transcript has 14 exons. Gene Ontology annotation, biological process: positive regulation of JNK cascade; protein ubiquitination; positive regulation of proteasomal ubiquitin-dependent protein catabolic process. Gene Ontology annotation, molecular function: metal ion binding; protein binding; ubiquitin protein ligase activity. NCBI's taxonomy places the organism in Eukaryota, Metazoa, Mollusca, Bivalvia, Ostreida, Ostreidae.